Molecule: messenger RNA, 2742 nt
Organism: Mucor velutinosus
Lineage: Eukaryota; Fungi; Mucoromycota; Mucoromycetes; Mucorales; Mucoraceae
Exons: 2
Coding region: 1-2742 (913 amino acids)
Biological process (GO): mRNA splicing, via spliceosome; spliceosomal tri-snRNP complex assembly
Cellular component (GO): U4/U6 x U5 tri-snRNP complex; catalytic step 2 spliceosome
Molecular function (GO): protein binding
Source: RefSeq, a predicted model, not a curated record
AUGUUUGGCAUCAAAGAUUUCAUUGGAAAGCCUGCUCCACCUAAUUACGUUGCAGGUUUGGGCCGUGGUGCAACCGGUUUUACUACUCGCUCUGAUAUUGGUCCUGCAAGAGAAUCAGCAGCAGAUGCAGAUCCCUCCAAAGUAGCACCCAAAGAAGGAGAAGAGGAUGAUGAAAGAUACCAAGAUCCAGACAAUGAAGUUGGCCUGUUCUCAACUGCACCCUAUGAAGAAGACGACGAGGAAGCAGAUCGUGUGUGGGAUAUGAUUGACGCAAAGAUGGACGAACGUCGCAAAGCUCGCAGAGAAGCCCGUGAGCGAGAGGAAUUGGCUAAAUAUCGACUCGAAAGACCCAAAAUUUCCCAGCAGUUUGCAGAUCUCAAGCGUCAAUUAACGUCAAUUGAUGAUGCCGAAUGGGCUGCCAUCCCCGAAGUAGGUGAUUUGGUUGGUAAAAACCGCAAACGCAAUAAAGCACCAGAGAGAUUCACGCCUAUGCCUGAUACAAUUAUUGCCGCUGCAAGAGACAAAUCUGGAUAUGAGAAUGCGCUGGAUGCGACUGAACAGAAAUUGGGUGGUAUUGUGUCUGCUGCCGCUGCAGGCUUGACAGGUGGCGAUGAAAUGAUGACCAAUUUCAGAGAGAUUGGCCAGGCAAGAGACAAGGUGUUGGGCCUCAAGCUAGAUCAGGUCUCCUCUGACUCUGUGUCAGGUAAAACCACCAUUGAUCCCAAGGGCUAUUUGACAGAUUUGAACAGCGUGGUGGUGAAGAGUGAUGCUGAAAUUGGCGACAUCAAGAAAGCCCGUCUGUUGCUCAAUUCCGUCAUCACAACAAACCCCAAACACGCACCUGGCUGGAUUGCUGCUGCUCGUUUAGAAGAAGUUGCUGGCAGACCUGUGCACGCUAGAAACACCAUUGCGAAGGGUUGCGAACAAUGUCCCAAGAAUGAAGACAUUUGGCUCGAAGCGGCUCGUUUAAACAAUGUCGAUAAUGCAAAAAUCAUUUUGGGUGAUGCCGUUCGUCAUUUGCCUCAAUCUGUCAAGAUCUGGCUCAAGGCUGUGUCUUUGGAGACGGACAACAAGGCCAAAAAGAAGGUCCUGCGUCGUGCUCUAGAAUUCAUCCCCAAUUCUGUUAAGCUGUGGCGUGCUGCCAUCAACAUGGAAGAAAACCCGGACGAUGCCAAGGUGCUCUUGUCUCGUGCUGUUGAGCUGGUGCCUCUCAGUGUGGAUUUAUGGCUCGCUCUUGCUCGUUUGGAAACUUAUGAAAACGCUCAAAAGGUGCUCAACAAAGCUCGUGCUGCCAUUCCUACUAGUCAUGAAAUCUGGAUUGCUGCUGCUCGUCUGCAAGAGGAACAUGGAAAGCCAGAAAUGGUUGAUCGUAUCAUUACACUUGCUGCAAAGGCCCUGUCGCAAUCUGGCGUGCUCUUGGACCGUGAGCAAUGGAUUGAAGAAGCAGAAAAGUGCGAAAAAAACGGAUCUGUGCUUACAUGUCAAGCUAUUGUCAGAGCUACCAUUGGUAUGGGUAUUGAAGAAGAAGACAGAAAAUCAACGUGGAUGGAAGAUGCCGAGAGCUGUAUUGCUCAUGGUGCUAUUCAGACUGCUCGUGCCAUCUACGCACAUGCUCUUAAAGAGUUCCCUGGUAAGCCCUCCAUCUGGCAACAAGCUGCUUAUCUGGAAAAGAGCCAUGGCACACCACAAAGUCUGGAAGAGCUGUUACAACGUGCUGUCAAGUACUGUCCUCAAGCCGAAGUGCUCUGGCUCAUGGGCGCCAAAGAAAAGUGGCUGGCUGGGGAUGUUGAAAGCGCACGUACCAUUUUGGAGGAGGCUUUCAGAGCCAACCCCAACAGUGAACAGAUUUGGCUGGCGGCUGUCAAGGUGGAAAGCGAGAACGAUGAAUACGACCGUGCACGAAAGCUGCUGGAAUUGGCUAGAAGCGAGUCAGGCACAGAACGUGUGUGGAUGAAGUCUGUCAUGCUGGAGCGACAAAUGAAGAACUACGACCAGUGCAAUGCCUUGUUGGAUGUUGCGCUAGAAAAGUUUCCUACCUUUGACAAAUUGUGGAUGAUCAAAGGACAGAUUGAAGAGUCUCAGGGCAAUCUGCCUAGAGCGCGCGAAGUGUACAACAAGGCUGUCAAGAGCUGUCCCAAGAGUGUCACCCUGUGGAUCUUAUUAGCACUGUUAGAGGAGAAGUUGGGCAUGGUGACAAAGGCACGUGCCACACUGGAAAAGGGUCGUUUCGUCAAUCCCAAGACACCUGAGCUUUGGGUGGAAGCUAUUCGCAUUGAAAGGAGAAAUAAUAACGUAGCAGUCGCCAAAUCAUUAGCAGCCAAAGCUCUGCAGGAAUGCCCAUCAUCAGGCGCUAUUUGGACAGAAGUGAUCUUUAUGGAAGCCAGACCUCAAAGAAAGGCUCGUAGUGUGGAUGCUCUCAAGAAAUGUGAGCACGACCCCAUUGUGGUGACGGCAGUAGCAAGAUUGUUUUGGACAGAUCGCAAGAUUGAAAAGGCCAGAAACUGGUUCCAAAAGGCCAUUCAAAUCGACCCAGAUCAAGGUGAUUCGUUUGCUUGGUGGUAUAAAUUCGAGCUGCAGCAUGGCACAAAAGAACAGCAGGAGACAGUCAUCAAGCGAUGUGUGGUGGCUGAACCUCGUCAUGGUGAACAUUGGCAAGCUGUGGCUAAGGAUGUCGCCAAUGUUGGUAUCAAGACGGAAGAGAUUUUAAGGAAAUGCGCAGAUCAAUUAGAACUAGUCAAAUAA